Molecule: messenger RNA, 3004 nt
Organism: Drosophila kikkawai
Lineage: Eukaryota; Metazoa; Arthropoda; Insecta; Diptera; Drosophilidae
Source: RefSeq, a predicted model, not a curated record
GCUAACAACGUCGUCCCCGAAAAAGUGAAAAUGUAUCAACCUGGGUCACCUGGCGCACCAGCGCUUUUCGUCAUCGUCGUUCUGUCAACAGCCAUUGCAACCAUAUCGAAUGUCGUUCCCAUUCAGGGCAAGGAGGUAAAGUCAAUGUCGCAGGACUAUGUGAACGGAUUGCUCAGCCUAAAGAGCAGCCUGCAGACCAAGCGGCCAUCCGCCGGUUACAGUUGCGGCCAGCAAGAAGAGCCCAGAAAGUAUCCUAAUCAGCAGGAGGCUGCUUGGGACAAAAUCGGAUCCCAUAUCGAGUAUAUGCCCCAGUUGCAGGACCAAAAUUUCGAGCAGAAGCAGCCGAAGAUUCAGGCUGAGAACAACGCCAAUCUAGAACAAUCUUGGCUAACUGACAGGUCUCUUGCUCAAUCCCAGAUGCUUUCGUUGCCUUCCUCGGCCAAGUUUAUAAGCAUUAAGGAUCCACAUGUUGGCCAGUCUUCCUUGGUUCAGUCCCCGGUGUCCAAACAAAGCAAGUUGUUGCCCCAGCAGCCAACAACCGAGCAAUUGCAGUUGCUACAACAGAUGUCCGAGUUUUUUAAGCAACGGCAGCAGAUGCAACGACCUGGAAUCAAAGCAGAACAAACGGGUAAGAACGAAGGCCAGGAUGAUUGCGAUUCGGAGUCACCAGACGAGUGUGAUUCUAAGACCACAAAGAAACCGGAAAAUUGCGACAACGAGGAAUCGGUAACGGUUAUUGUAAAACCUCAAACGACCACCAAGCCCACAUCAGCUCCCGAGACAAGUACAGUAAAACCCCCAAGGCCCACGAAAGGGCCCACCAAGUCAACCAAACAUAAAUCCACUACCAAGAAACUGCCAUGCUGCACUAAGGCUCCACGUGUGCAAGUCGUCGAGGCUCCUAGUAUCGUUAACAUUGCCCCAAAUCUCCAGAACGAUCUAGAGGCAGAGUCCCAGUCUCUGGUGCAGCUGCCUCGGAUCCACCGAAAUAUGAUCCAUCCCGAACUGAUGAUGAAAGCCUAUGAGGACUUGGUGAAAUACAACGAGUUUUUAGCCAAUAAAGAACUUGAGGAUCCAGGACUACAGCACAGCAGUCGUGUGGAACCUGGCAGUGCUAAAACCGAGGAUAAGAAGCUCAGACCAUCUCGAAUGCUGGACAAUAACAAGGGGCCCGAAAUCAAGGCUAAGCUCUGGAGCGACAUAAUUAAAUCACGCCAAAAAGGGAAUCAUAGUAAUGCCAUUAUCACACCCAUUUCCCAAAUUAAGGAUAAAGGACAGCAAGAACGUGUGAUAAGGGACUCAAAUAUGGCCGCAGAUGAACCUCUUCGACCCAGUCGGACUCUAACCAAGGAGGAGGUACUCCAAGCAAAGGUCAAGGUCUGGGCUGAUAUGGCAAGGCAACGUAAAAAGAUUAAAGACGCUACUAAUCCAAGUCUCAUUCCUGUUAUAAAAGUCCAAGAACAGCUCCAAACCGCAGCUCCUAAAUCCGAAAUACAGGAUACGAAAUUAGAUGUCCGUAUCAAGAGGAACUCUAGUAACGAGUUACUCCAAGCAGUGGACAGGAACAAGGUGCUCCUAGCCGAGGCAGAUCUCUAUGCCGAAGUAAGAAGAGCUCAGAGAAGGGCUCAAAAAGUAGCCUCCAUUCCAAUUCCCCAUUCCGAUCACAAGGAACAAGAACCCCAGCCUGAGAGCCGUGUGAAAAGGAACACCAAUAAUGCCACGUAUGAGUAUCUCAAAACACGUCCAGUCUUAAGCAAGGAGGAGGCACUCGACGCAAAACUCAAGGUCUGGACUGAUCUAGCGAAAUAUCGCAAACAGAUUCAAGCAGCUCCUAAUCCUAGUCCCAUUACCAACAUAAAAUAUGAACCACAACUUGACGCAGCUUCUAAAUCCGACUUAAAGGAUCAAAAACAACUGCCAAUUGCAGCUCCUAAUUCAGACCUGAAGAAUAAAGAUAUGAAGUUAGAUGGCCGUGCAAGAAGAAACUCUUAUAAGGAUAUACUCGAUGGAGUGGACAGGAACAAAGUGCUCUUAGCAGAGGCUGAUCUCUAUGCCGAAGUAAGAAGAGCUCAGAGAAGGGCUCAAAAUGCAGCUGCCAUUCCAAGUCCCACUUCCCACUCAAAGACUAAAGAACUCCAGCUUGAAAGCCGUGUGAAAAGGAACACCAACAAGGCUGCGGAUGAAUAUUUUAAAACACAUCCAGUUUUAAGCAGGGAGCAAUUGCUAGAAGCAGAGCUCAAGGUCUGGACUGAUCUAGCAAAAUAUCGCGAACAGAUGAAAGCUACUCCUAGUGCUAAUUCCAUUUCCGACAUAAAAGAUCAAAUCGCAAAUUCUAAAGCCGGCAUAAAGAAACCAGAACAGACACCAAUCGCAGCUCCAAAUUUAGAAGUAAAGAAUAAAGAUAUGAAGCUGGAUAGUCGUGCAAGGAGGAACACUAACAAGGAGAUACUCGAUGUAGUGGACAGGAACAAGGUACUCCUAGCAGAAGCAGAUCUCUAUGCCGAAGUAAGAAGAGCUCAGAGAAGGGUUCAAAAAGCAGCUCACACUCCAAGACCUGUUGCCGAGGUAAAGCAUCCCCUUCCCCAGUUAAAGAAUCAAGGUCUUCAGCUGGGUGGCCGUAAGAAAAGGGACUUGGAUAUAGCUGCGAAUGAACAUCUCAAAAUAAAUCAGCUUUUAAGCGAAGUGGAGAAAGGCAAAGCGGAGCUGAAUGUCUGUUCUGGAUGUUGCAAAAUAUCUCGAAGAAAUUUAGGCAGCUCCUUAUUCUAGUCUCAUUUCUGUCAUAGACGAUCAAUAAUAACUAACUCAAAACACGUUAAAUUCUAAGCAGGGGGAAGCUCAAAGACAAAGAAAUACUUUACACCUGGAACUGAAGCAAGAAUCAAUAUUGAUCAACAUAUAUAUUUUUCAAAUUUCAAUAUAUUUCUUAACUUAAUUAUAACACAAGACCUUACGUUAAUGAAAUUCGUAAAUGAAAGCAAUAAAGCAGCAGAGCGAAUUUAAAAUA